This is a messenger RNA of Mizuhopecten yessoensis (Yesso scallop), 2703 nucleotides long. Its product is annotated as citrate synthase, mitochondrial-like. The coding region runs from base 82 to 1479 and encodes 465 amino acids. Lineage: Eukaryota; Metazoa; Mollusca; Bivalvia; Pectinida; Pectinidae. Gene Ontology annotation, biological process: carbohydrate metabolic process; citrate metabolic process; tricarboxylic acid cycle. Gene Ontology annotation, cellular component: mitochondrial matrix. The transcript is spliced from 10 exons. The record is from RefSeq and is a predicted model, not a curated record.
CAUGUGACCAGCAAUUGUUGAUGACGUCAAGAACAGGAUUGACCUUGGGACACCGGUAAACCUGUACAGCGAAAACUAAAAAUGUCUUUAUUUCGCACAGUUGCAAGUAAUGUCUUGCGUCAAAACAAGGCUUUUCUGCCGGCUGUGAGUGUAAGGCACUCCUCUUCUUCCACAAAUCUGAAAGAUGUCCUGGCAGAUGUCAUUCCAGAAAAACAGAAGGAAGUGGUUGAAUUGAGGAAACAAUAUGGUGACAAAGUGGUGGGAGAGGUCACCCUCAACAUGAUCUAUGGAGGUAUGCGUGGCAUCAAGGGUCUAGCCACCGAAACAUCUGUCCUUGAUCCUGAUGAGGGAAUCCGUUUCCGUGGGUAUAGCAUACCAGAAUGUCAAGACAUCCUGCCCAAGGGUGAUGGUGGAAAGGGGAAGCAGCCCCUGCCAGAGGCUCUGUUCUGGCUACUUCUCACAGGAAAGGUGCCCACACAGGCUCAAGCUGAUGCCGUCACAAAGGAAUGGAAUGACCGCGCAGCCCUCCCAAACCACGUGACGACCAUGCUGAACAACUUCCCCGCAAUCCUUCACCCCAUGGCACAGUUCAGUGCUGCUAUCACAGCACUCAGCAGUGAGAGCAAAUUUGCAAAAGCCUACUCAGAGGGUGCCAAGAAGACAGCAUACUGGGAGCAUGUCUACGAGGACUCCAUGGACAUGAUUGCCAAGCUGCCAACCGUGGCCGCCCUCAUCUACAGGAACCUGUACCGUGAGGGUACUUCUGUAGGCACAAUAGACCCAGCCAAGGACUGGAGCUGGAACUUCACCUCCAUGCUGGGAUUUGAGAACAGUGACUUCACAGAACUCAUGAGGAUGUACCUUUCAAUUCACAGUGACCACGAGGGUGGCAACGUCAGUGCACACACAACACAUUUAGUGGGCAGUGCUCUGUCUGACCCCUACCUCAGCUUCGCUGCUGGCAUGAACGGUUUGGCAGGACCCCUUCAUGGCCUAGCCAAUCAGGAGGUGCUUGUUUGGCUGACCAAGGUUCAAGAAGACUUCGGAGGUGAGGUGUCUGAUGAAAAACUCAAAGACUGGGUGUGGAACACGCUCAAGUCUGGACAGGUUGUGCCUGGUUAUGGACAUGCUGUGCUACGCAAAACUGAUCCUCGGUAUCAAUGCCAGCGAGAGUUUGCACUGGAGAAGCUACCCAACGAUCCCAUGUUCAAGCUCGUGUCUCAAUUGUACAAGAUCGUACCGGAUGUGCUCUUACAACAAGGCAAGGCCAAGAACCCCUGGCCCAAUGUUGAUGCUCACAGUGGUGUACUCCUUCAGUACUACGGGAUGAAAGAGAUGAAUUACUACACUGUUUUGUUUGGUGUAUCACGAGCUCUCGGUUGUUUGUCCUCUCUCGUCUGGGACCGGGCAUUUGGACUCCCUAUUGAGCGACCAAAAUCAUUUGACACACCAUCCUUCCUUAAACUGGUGAAGAAAUGAAAACAGUGAUAUCUAGGACCUUUUUAUUAUAAUAAAAUGAGAGUGAUACAGUCCAGGGUUUUUUUUUAAUAGAGGAGAAAAACUGUAAGAAAAUGUAUUUUCAAGAGGUAGAAUAUGAAUAAAUGUAUGUUUAAAAAUUUCAUUCAAUCAUAAUCAACAGGAGACAUUAGCUUGUAACAACGUAUCCACUGAACCCUUUCACCCCUUAUGUAACUUAAGUCAACUCUUCCAUGCCUUGAUCUGGAUGAGUCCAUUAUGGUCUACAGUGGUGAAAGGGUCAUACGCGUACCAAGUCUUCAUCUAGGCCAUCCAAAUUCUUCAGACCAAUCGUAAGACUUUUAUAAUAUUGUGAUGUUAAGUUGUUUACUGCUAUUCCGCUAUGUGGGGUUGAGAUUAACCAGGUGCAUUUGGGUGGUCUAGACCUGCGAUUGAAUUCAGGGCUUUGAUACUAUUAUGAAAAGGUAGCAUUUCAUGGUUUCUAAAACUCUCAAAUCUUGAUAUUGUCUGUUUUUAGAUUUAUGAUAAGUUUUGGGUGAAAAUUAUUUGGUUUGUUUUUAUACAUAUAUCUCUCCAUCAUUAAUAAUAAGAUAUUGUAUACAUAAUUGAUUGCUAUCCAUGGUGUAUUGAAUUAAGAUUUGACAUGCUGGGAUAUUUGGAGAGAAGUAACGCAUUAACCAGACUUUGGAAAAUAUAAAGCAACACUUUGCUGCAAUGCUGUAGUUGCAGCUCUAUAAGAGUAGGUCCUCUGGCUGCAGUUAAAAGAUGUACAUAUCUGUCCGAAUAUUUUCUUAGAGAUCAAGAGAGAUAUAAAAUGUGGUGCAAUCUUUAUUUUAGGAGACAGAAGACAUCUUGUACAUGUCUAAAGAGAAUUUACUGUAAAUUGUUUUGUGUGUGAAAGUUAUGUUCUAUGAAUUCUGCUAUUGCUGCCAGGAACACCAAUAUUCAAUACAACUUCAGCAGCAGCAUUUAGUCGACCUCUGUCUAGAAAUGGGUCUGUUUCCCUGAAAGGGAGUUACAGGGCACACUCUUAAUGGCCAUUAACGGACAUUCAUCGCGACUGGUGGUUUGUGUGCUAGUUAUUUAUUUAUACAAGAUUGUUCAUCACACUUCUGUAUACAUUGUGAACCCCAUAGUGCUGGAGACAUUCUUUUUUAUCUACCAGAUCAUUGGUAUUCAUUUACCACGUGAUUUAAAUUUAUUAAAAAAAAAAAAAGAGAGAAAAUU